Molecule: messenger RNA, 6400 nt
Organism: Ceratina calcarata
Lineage: Eukaryota; Metazoa; Arthropoda; Insecta; Hymenoptera; Apidae
Gene: Ubr3
Product: Ubr3 ubiquitin ligase
Exons: 29
Coding region: 319-6093 (1924 amino acids)
Biological process (GO): protein ubiquitination; ubiquitin-dependent protein catabolic process via the N-end rule pathway
Cellular component (GO): cytoplasm; ubiquitin ligase complex
Molecular function (GO): zinc ion binding; ubiquitin protein ligase activity
Source: RefSeq, a predicted model, not a curated record
AAAGAUCGUUUUGGCUCAUCCGUGGUUCUGAUGAAAUCCGUUGAUUGAAAGACGAAAUCGGUCGCUGAAUAAUCCGUCGAUAAGAUAGACAAAUUCUUGAUUACACGGAGGAAGACGUACCGUAGAAGAAUAUAAGCUGUGGUCAAUUGAUCGAACGAUUGGUGAUCGAGUGCUUUUGCUGUUCGGUAUAAAUUUGGAUGUGUGUUGUACCAGCGACGAUGUCAAAAAUCGUAUCUUGCGGGUUUGCUAGGCAUAUACCGUAACAUCAGUCAAAAUCGAAGUCACUGGUAUCCGCUGUGCGAGGUCAACGUUUUCACGAUGUUUUCGGUAUCCAGUCUUUGUACUCAAGUGUUAAUAAACAACCGCAUACGUAAUGUGGCUGCUGAUGUUCAUGCAGAAUGUAGCAAUUCAGCCCACGAGGGUGGCUGUCCACCAUCCCUUGCUAAUAUGUUGGAUGAAAUAUUGAAUCCUAACUCAAAAACUAUUGAUGAUAGAGAAACCAUCAAUUGGUGUAAAUGGCUGAUAGCUGGUGGUGAUUCACCAGAGGAUUUUGCCAAAACAGUGACAAUGUAUGAUAGUGCAACAACUUGUGGACUGGUUUGGACACCGAAUUUUGUAGCAUAUCGCUGUCGUACAUGCGGUAUAUCACCAUGUAUGUCUUUAUGUACGGAAUGUUUUAAAAAGGGCAAUCACUAUGGUCAUGAUUUUAACAUGUUUCUGAGUCAAGCCGGAGGUGCAUGUGAUUGUGGUGAUGCAUCUGUUAUGAAAGAAUCAGGAUUUUGUGAUAGACAUGGUCCGAAAGCAGCUGUUGAUAAAUCAGCUGCUCCUUCGGAUUUAAUGUGUGUGGCAGAAGCAAUGAUGCCUCGAAUAAUUCUUCGCCUCAUACAAUAUUUACGUGAAAAUUGUACUGUGGGUCCACGGAAUUAUGGAACUAUAAUCCAAGAUGCGGAUGAAUAUUUAACAAUGCUUAUUGACUUCAACAAAAUGGGCGCACUAAUGAGGCACGUUAUGACAUCAGCUCUCACAAGUCCGCAAAAGUACAAAAAUCUUAUGGAUCCUUCCAAACCGACUGAACAGCCAGGAUAUCACACCUAUUGCCAUGAUAGCAAUGAAAUAUAUCAAAAUGCAGUAUGGCGUUUACGAAAUCCGGAACCACCUGAUGAGUAUAAGGAAUGUGCAUCAUUACAAGAACACUUGCAGCAUACUACUUUCCUGGAAGAAUUAAUGUUUUGGACAGUGGUUUAUCAGUUUCCACAAAAGUUGGUCUGUCUGCUGCUAAACAUGUUACCAGAUCCAGAUUACAAAGAAGCACUUACUCGUGCAUUUGUAUUACAUUAUAGUAGAGUUUCGAGGAUGCUUGAAGGUUCAACAGACCCUGACACCUUGAGCAACAAAGUGGUCCAUGUUAGUGUGCAGCUAUUCAGUAAUCAAAGUCUGGCACUGAAGAUGGUGGACGAAUUGAAGCUAUUGCACGUGAUGGUGAUAGCUUUAAAAUACAUGAUGAGCAAGAUUUUGAUUCAGAACACUUUACACGGUAAUCCUGAUAAAAAUUUUCAUUAUGUAGUGGACUGUGAACGACAAGUGAUGAAAGAACAUUGUUAUUGGCCUAUCGUGUCGGAUCUAAAUAACGUGCUUUCACAUAAACCUAUAGCUGUUCGAUUCAUGAACGACAAUACACUUUUAGAAAUGUGGUUCGAUUUCUUAUCUAUGUUUCAAGGAAUGAAUGUGAAUCAGCGGGAAUUGAAUCAACACGUUCAAUACGAGUCUAACACAUAUUAUGCAGCGUUCAGUGCUGAAUUAGAAGCCAGUGCGUACCCAAUGUGGGCCCUGGUUUCUCAUUUACAUGGCCCCGAGAGUGUGCACCUUACUCGGAAAGUCCUAUCGGUUUGUCUUACCGCACUCCAGGAUUGGUUGGACGCUAUAAAUUUUACUGAUCCAAAUGUGAGUGACAGUUUCCAAGUGUCGUUCCAUCUUCCGUUACAUCGAUACUUCGCUGUGUUUUUGUGUCAAGCUAUACGCCAACAAGGAGCUACACUCAAUGAUUUAUUGCCUCCUACGGACAUGUUACACCUGUUGAUGAUGCAUCCUCUGCGAGUUCAGGUCGCCUUUUACGAAAUCUUAAAUGGAUUGUGGAUACGCAAUGGCCUUCAGAUAAAGGGUCAAAUAAUGACAUAUAUACAGUGUAACUUUUGUAAUUCGAUGGUGGAUGCAGAUCUAUAUUUAUUACAACUAUGUGCUACGAAGUUGCAACCAGAUGUUUUCCUAAAAACAAUCAUUGAAAAGUUCCAGAUAAAACAAGAGAUGAGUCUUCGUUUAUACAGAGCAUCUCCAAAUGAAUACAUGGAUGGGGAACAUGAUACACUAAUGUUAGAAAGCUUUCUAACAUUCUUAGCUAUAUUAGUUAACGUUCGGACAAACUUAGGUUUAUCUGAUCCUGAAAUGUCCCGCUUAGAAAUGGUCACCUUACUAUCUAUGGGAGACAAAACUCAUAGCCAAUUAAUGGAAUUAAUGCCGGAACGUUGUGGUAGCACGCAAAAUAGAGAUUUUGAAUCUGUAUUAGCUGACGUAGCAGUGUACAGGGCACCCAAUCUUGAAGCCAGUGGAAAUAUGCAGCAAGGAAUGUAUGGUCCGAAACCGCGUUUAGUUUGGGAAGAAUUGUUUGAUCCUUUACACGUUCUGCUAAGAGCAGCGCAAAAGGGAGAGUUCCAGAUGGCGAUGGAUCGUUUUACACAAUAUGUAAAACAGUCGGGAAGAUUGAAAUCUAGUGCAAUUCCCUGGCCACCGUUUAGACAUCCUGCACCCGUUGCAUCCGCGUAUGAUGAUCCACGAAACGUGUUAAGAUCUAGAGUUUUUCACGCCAUGAUUUUAAUAAUUUUAUAUAAAGCUGUCUAUGGACAUAACAUAUCAGAACACAUAAUGGCAUUAACUAUUUAUUUGUUAGAAAUGGCUGUAGUUACUGCAGAACUACCUGAUAAAUCUAUGAAUCCUUUAUGUCAGUAUACUAGUGAACGACCAGCUCGUGUAAUAAAAGACAUGGAUCUAGCUGGUUGGUAUAUUACAGAUAAUUUGUCAGAUAAUCUUAGGAUGGUAAUACCCGAAGUGUUGUUUGCUCAAGAGCCAGAAUCGAGUGGUUCGGAUAGUGAAUUUGAAUGGGAAAUUCAGGGUGAAUUGACUGAAGUUGGAACUUCGCUCAUGAUAAAUGAUGCGACAGAGAAUUCUUUAGAAGUUUUAGCUCUUCCAUCCUUAGAGACAAUUAGUAAUGAUACUGGUUUACAAAUUGCUAUGAAUGCUUCUUUACCUGCUUUACCUCAACCAAACGACCAAUUUGAAAUAACUUUUCAAGUUACUUACUUAUCAGAAGCUAAUAAUGAAGACGAUUCAAUAACACUACAAAGAGCUUUGCCAUCAUCCACUGAAGAAUCCAUGGCCCUUGCCCUUGAAUCACCUCCUUUACCAAACAAUAUUGGUACUCAACCAGCAUUACCGCCUGCCCCUCAGCGUCCUGCCGUAAUGGCUGGCAACGAAAUAGUUGUUGCCCCAAGUGUGUAUUCGAGACUAAGUAAUUCUAGAGUAACAUCGACAGAGAUCGUUCCAUCCACGUCGAGUUCUCAUAAGAACUUUAAGCGGAGAGAAACUCAGAACGGAUCGCAAGCCGUAAAAGUAGACGAGAGUAUAAUCACGUUAUUAUUGAAAUUGCACUCAAAGUUGUCGGGCGUUCCGGACAGUUAUAAUCCCGAACAGGAUGGAAUGUCGGAUACCGAAGCUAGUAGUAGCUCGACUACAGAACCAUCGGAAUCACGGAUCGGCGAUGGUCCAUUCUUCGUCGCGCAACUACUCAAUAAGAUAGCGAAUUUGGAUCCGACAUGUAAGGAAGCUAUAAAGGACGCUAGGAACAAAUUAUGGCCAAGCAUGCAAAAGAGUGAAGAUAAGCAACGAGAGAAAGAAGAUCGGGAGAGAGAGGAGAGACGAAGGCGGGCAAAGGAAAGGCAGCAAAAGCUAAUGGCCGAGUUUGCCAACAAAAGAAAACAGUUCAUGGAAAAAGCAAUGGAAACAGACGAAGCAGGAGUAUCUGGUAUGGCUUGGGAGGAAAAAGAUGAUGCUACCAAAUUGACUAGCAAAAAGGAAUACGACUGUGUCAUCUGCAGUCAAAGUAGUCCUAGUACAGAGAACAAUCCUAUAGGUCUUGUUGUAUUAUUUCAGGAGACAAGUGUUAUUGGCCAUGAACGGCAGCAACCAGACAGAGUGGUUCUACCUACUUCUGACGAUGAUCCACCUAUACCAAAGAGUGAUACACGUGGUGCCCAUUUCGAUCGUAGAAUAAAUGCAAUGAAUCGUCAUUUUGAAAGAAUUCCGUUGCUGCUGUCCGUUAAUAUAGGGUGGGAAAGUGGAGUGUAUGUUCAAACGUGUGGACACCAUUUACAUUUGGAAUGUUUGCUGCCAUAUGUAAAAUCUCUCGGUCAUCAGCAGAGAGACCUAUCUCUUUCCGCAGAGAACGGUGAAUAUCUGUGUCCGCUUUGCCGGCAGUUAGCUAAUUGUUUCCUUCCAUUAUCCCCGAAAUUGGGAAAACGUGGGACUAUCGUGCGAUCUCCGUACGCACCUCUUUCCACUAUAAUUCCGGAUAUAAAUAAUCUAUUGAAAGAGAUUCUGAAAAUGAAGUUCCCGAGGAAAACGUUUCUGUCCGAAGCGAUGCGCCAAGCCGUGCAAGACAUGACAAGGUGCGCAUACGUUAAAAUUAGACAACCAAACUGUCGUUUUGUUAAUAUAACUUCCAUCGCUCGAACUAAUUUCGAGAUUGAACUUGUCCAACGCGGUGGAUCGUUAUGUAUCCCGCCACCUACUACCAUACCAUUGAGGCCAAAACGUGACUGUACUGUUGCACUUCUUGAUGUAUUGGCGUGGAACGCGCGGUUGUCCAUGUUCUGGCCGGCACAGCACACAUGGCAGCAAUUGGCUGGGUUACCUCUUGAACCUGUUGUACCACUUGCCUUAGCGGCAGACGCGAGAGAAGUCCCACUUCUUCUCAAAGAUCCAACUGCUCUUCUUAUACAGUUUAUACUUUUGCUUCCUCUACAUUUAGAUCACACGUACUUCAACAGCGUAGUAAAAGUAAUCUUUAACUUAUUGUACUAUCAAGUUAUAGUACAAAUAAGCUGUGGUUUCUCAGAAGCGGAAAGAAAUUCAUUUUUGAGAAGAGAAUGUUCACGCGAUUCUGAGCAUGAACCUGUGACCUCGGAGACUAUACUUAGCAGAAUUAUUGAAUAUUUCAAUGACAGUCCACUUUACCAUUUAGGACAUGUUUUAUACGAUGCGUCCACAUCAUCGUGUACACCAUACGCGAGAGACAAAAUGCACAGUAUCGAACAACAGAUACAAUCGAUGUGUUUACCGUUUUUACGAGUAGCCGCGUUACUUCGUUACCACUUGUACGAGGAGCCAUUACCUAUAAUUAGGUUAUCGCAGGCCGAAUUCUCGAGAUUAGUUUGUUAUUUAGAAUUAGUUACAGAUUGGAAGACAUUCAAUUCGGCGAUAGCCUUGAACUGGCAGGAUAACGAAACCAGCGUGGCUGUACCUCGAAUGUGGUGCGAUCAAUUUCUUGGUUUUGUAAGUCAAAACGACGCGGGUAGAUGUUUAAUUAUGGAGCAGCACAUAUCCUGGCAGGUACCGAAGUUACUCGGUCUUCCAAGGGAAUACGAGAAGAUUUUCACGUAUUACCACGGGCGGCAAUGCCGUCAAGGUCACUCGAUACCACAGGAAAUCAGCAUCUGUCUGUUGUGUGGUGCCAUUGUUUGCCUUAAACAAACCCGCAAACAAUGGAAUGUAUGCGAAGUUGUUCAACAUUCGAUCGAUUGCGGAGGCGGAACCGGUAUAUAUCUAGUAGUAACGUCAACUUAUAUAGUUGUAAUUCGAGGUCAACGAGUUUGUCUGUGGGGAUCCUUGUAUCUCGAUGACUUCGAAGAAGAAGACAAAGAUCUGAAACGCGGUAAACCUUUGUACCUAAAUCAAGAUAGAUACCAGUUGUUGGAGCAACAGUGGCUGGCACAUAGGUUCGAUCAUACGAAGAAAACGUGGGUAUGGCAUCGUGAUAUACUGUAAUUUACAAUCGUUGUUUGUUAAAAACUGGUAAUUCUGAGACAAGUCCAAGACUUUCGACAGAUUUAUUCCCGUAUGCCUCGCCAAGAAAUAACAGCGCUUUAAAGAUUAACAGAUUACUCUAAUACUGAUGAUUAUAUUUAUUAAGAUGCAAUGAGUAAGUAAACCUAAUUAUUGAAUGAAAGUACUACAAAGGGAAAACGAAAACGAGGUGAGACCUAACGCUAAUAUUGUUUCAGUCACACAAUAUGCGAAAGAUUAUACCCGAAGAAAUGUAAUUUCAAAUUAAAACAUUGUACAUUUUAUUUAA